This is a messenger RNA of Labrus bergylta (ballan wrasse), 11139 nucleotides long. RefSeq names its product kinesin family member 26Ba (gene kif26ba). NCBI's taxonomy places the organism in Eukaryota, Metazoa, Chordata, Actinopteri, Labriformes, Labridae. Gene Ontology annotation, molecular function: microtubule motor activity; microtubule binding; ATP binding. Gene Ontology annotation, biological process: microtubule-based movement. The record is from RefSeq and is a predicted model, not a curated record.
CCUUGGAUCUGGGGCUGCGUAUCAGCGCCGGGUGGCUCCGCCCUCAUCCAGAUGUGCGCCUCUCUCUCUCUGGUCUCUCCAGUCCUCUGCUGGCCUCAGCAGAGUGCGGAGCCUCGGGGAGUCAACAGGAGACGACGGAUAGACAAACUUGAAGUAGAAAUAAAGAGGAACCGGCUCAUUUUAGCUGUGGUCGGAGUCAGCCAGAUGUCAGUCAUUCUAUGGAGUAGUGACUGGGGUCGGUAGUCCACAACGAGGCGGAGUUUGGAAUGUGGUUUUGUUUUCACCUGUGCACCCUGAGACGCAGAGCGGAUGGAGAGAGGCAGGACUGAGUGCGCUGCCUGUUGAGAGAGAGAGAGAGAGAGAGAGAGCGGACACUGCUGACAGGGAGCGGUCUGAUUUCGACCUCUGGUGUGAAUCCUCAGUUUGCUUUACAGAGGAGCCUGGAUGGAAAGAGGAAAAGGAGAAGAAAAAGAAAAACAAGCACAUCAUUAAUUAAUUUUUUCUUUGCUGCUUUUCGUCUCUGCCGCGGGAUUGGGAUGUAACCGGUGUCCACAUGCAUUUGGAAGUCCCGUUAAUUGAAAUCGAUCAAGUGGGGUCUUUUUGGAUGUGAAGCCGCAGCAGAGGGUCUUUUUCCUCUCCUACUCCCCCUCCUCCUCCUCCUCCUCCUCCUCCUCUCACCUGCAACAUGACUUCACUGUCGGGGACCAAGGAGAGGUCUGUGAGCAGCCGGAGCAGAAAAUAUGGGGUUCCUGACACUUCUCCGACCAAAUCUGGAUCCUUUUUCCCAGACACGUGGUACAGAAAGGCCUACGAGGAAACCAACCGCUCCAACACGCGCCCCGCCCCUGAGGGAGCCGGCUCCAUGCCAAGCUCCACAGGCACCCCAUCCCCGGGCUCAGGAAUCUCUUCACCAGGAUCCUUCUCUGGCUCUCCUGGGACCAUCUCUCCUGGGAUUGGUACAGGAUCACCUGGGUCUCUGGGUGGCUCCCCGGGAUUUGGGACAGGUUCACCAGCCUCAGGCAGUGGAAGUUCCCCAGGCAGUGAGAGAGGGAUUUGGUGUGAGAACUGCAAUGCUAGACUGACAGAACUGAAAAGGCAGGCACUAAAACUGCUCAUCCCUGGACCGUACUCCAGCAAGGAUCCCUCCUUCUCUCUCCUUCUUCAUGAUAAGCUUCAGGUGCCCAACAGUUCCCGGCGGGCGUGGAACGAGCAUGACAGUCGGUGUGAUGUCUGUGCCACUCACCUGAAUGAGCUUAAACAGGAAGCUGUUCGCAUGGUCCUCACUCUGGACCAGUGGGAUUUGUCUCCCACCUCCUCCCCUACAUCCCUCAUUGGACGUUAUGGAUCUCAAGGAGCUUUGGGUGCAGUUGGAGCUCCUGGAGCACCUGGAUCACGGGACUGGCCUCCUCCUUGUCUUCCCUCAUCUUCUUCCUCAGCUUGUGCUGCUGUUUCACUCCCUUCUCAUCCAUCCCCCCAGUCUCCAUCACCGAGUCCCAGCCAGACCCCGACUCCCAGUCCCAGUCAUGGACCAUCCAACUCGAGCCAUGGGAGUCCCUCUGCGGGUCAGACAUCCAGCUGUGCAUCCACAAACCCACAGCCUCAAGGAGCAGGACACAGACUGGGAUCCAAGCCCAGCUCCCUGGGGCUCGGAGGUGCAGUGGACAGGAGGAAUGGAUCUCCCAGUUCAGGAAAAGCUGGUGCUCAACAGCAGGCACUGAGUGGAGUUAACAGCCCAGGCAGUAAUAACGGGAGUGGAGCUGUACUGAGCGCAGCAGCUCUUCAGGCCCAUCAGCACCUCAACCGAACUAAUGGAGGAGUUACACUCUAUCCAUACCAGAUCUCCCAGAUGGUCUCCGAGGCCUCCAGAGAGGGUCAGACCGAAGCUGCCCUGAACCGCUACAACACACACUCCCCCUCACACACAAACUCAUCAUCGCACACCAACUCUCCCUCACACACAAACUCAUCAUCGCAUACCAACUCUCCCUCACACACAAACUCAUCAUCGCACACCAACUCUCCCUCACACACUCCGGCUGUAACCACGGCGGCACCAACCACCACCUCUGCUGCUGCCUCCUUUUUUGCCAGAGCUGCACAAAAGUUGAACUUGGCAUCCAAGAAGAAGAAGCAGAAGACCACUGCAGUCACAGCCCCAGUGGCAACAUCAUCACCAUCAUGUGACCCCCCUCUGUUCCCCACUAACUUCAGUGCUGCCCUGUUGAUGGCUCCUCCCCCGGCUCCACCCUGUCUCCUCCGUGCAGCCAACAAAAUCAAAGACACCCCUGGGCUUGGAAAGGUGAAAGUGAUGGUACGUGUGUGCCCAGUGUCUCAGUCCAAUGCAGCAGAGUCCAGUUCCUUCCUUAAAGUUGAUCCUAGGAAAAAACAAAUCACCAUCAUGGAUCCUUCAGCCAAUCACACACCAAGCACCACCUCCCAGAAAAGGUUAGGAGCCAAUCAGGUCCCUCCAAAGAUGUUCACCUUUGAUGCGGCGUUCCCUCCAGAUGCUUCACAGGCGGAGGUGUGCGCAGGGACGGUUGCUGAGGUGAUACAGUCGGUGGUGAAUGGAGCAGACGGCUGUGUCUUCUGCUUUGGACACUCCAAACUCGGUAAAUCGUACACGAUGAUCGGCCGUGAUGACUCUCUGCAGACUCUGGGUAUAAUCCCCUGUGCCAUCUCCUGGUUGUUUAAGCUCAUCAACGAGAGGAAGGAAAAAACAGGAGCACGCUUCUCUGUUCGAGUCUCUGCAGUCGAGGUUUGGGGAAAAGAAGAGAACUUAAAGGACUUACUAUCUGAAGUAGCUACUGGAAGCCUACAGGAUGGACAGUCACCUGGAGUCUACCUGUGUGAGGACCCCAUCUGUGGCAUGCAGCUACAGAACCAGUCUGAACUACGAGCUCCGACCCCAGAGAAGGCAGCCUGGUUUCUGGACGCAGCCAUCGCAGCUCGCCACAACAGCCAGCGGCUCAACACCUCAGAAGAAGAACACAGGAACUCACACAUGCUGUUUACGUUACACAUAUACCAAUAUCGCAUGGAAAAGACGGGCAAAGGAGGGAUGUCAGGAGGGCGCAGUCGCCUCCACCUGCUGGACCUUGGCAGCUGUGAUGUGAAAGUACUUGGGGGAGUAGGAGGAGGGAGUGGCGGGAAAGGCAGGGAAAACUCUUCACCCAGCUCGGCCCCUCUGUGCCUCUCUCUGUCUGCCCUCGGAAACGUGAUCCUGGCCCUGGUCAACGGGAGCAAACACAUCCCAUACAAGGAAAGCAAGCUGACCAUGUUGCUAAGGGAGUCGCUAGGCAACAUGAACUGCCGGACCACCAUGAUUGCUCACAUCUCCGCCUCACCCAGAGAUUUCUCAGAAACGCUCUCCACCAUCCAGAUCGCUUCCCGAGUGCUCCGCAUGAAAAAGAAGAAAACUAAAGUGACCGUGCAAUACACCUCCAGCUCAUCUGGAGGAGAGAGCUCCUGCGAGGAGGGUCGCAUGCGGCGCCCUACCCAUCUGCGACCUUUCCAUCACCGUGGCGAUGCUGACUCCGACCUUCAAUUGUUAAGGCUGUCCAGCGACCCUGACGAAUACUCGAGCAGCGAGCAGUCGUGUGACACGGUUAUCUACGUGGGCCCAAACGGGGCUGCGGUGUCAGAUAGAGAACUGACGGACAAUGAGGGACCGCCGGAGUUCGUACCCAUCAUUCCUGCUCUGCUCAGAGGCAAAACAUCAGAGCAGCAUCAAGCUCAAAGUCAGGCAGGCGGAUCACAGAACAAGGUGCAGUCUCAGCCUGAGGAGCAGCCAAGUGCCCCUACUCAGCCCCUCCCUCAGCCUGCUCAGUCAUUGCUCGGACAGCCACUGCUCGGACAGCCAUUGGCCCCCGUCCCAGAGGAAGCGGCUGAGUGCCUCAAGUGCAACACCUUUGCUGAGCUGCAGGAGAGACUGGACUGCAUCGAUGGCAGCGAGGAGGUGGCGAAAUUCCCCUUUGAAGAGGUUCCAGCAAACAAACAAGGUGCCAAACAAGACCAGUGUCCUUCUUCACCUGUCCCAAACUCUUCUCCCUCUGCUCCCAGCUCUGCUUCGGCAUUGGAUAAAGAAACCAUCACAGGCUCUGCAGGUUGUGUAGGAAGUGCAGUGCAGUCGUCCAGGAGGACCAAUGACCAGCAACUUCAAGAGAUCAACGAGGUGGUGGAGGAGGCUGAGCUGGCAGGGACCAUGAUCCACAACCUGACUCAGAGUUCUGGUUCCACUAUAGUCACUAGUACAAGGAGCAUCACAGGAAGUAACUGCAUCACCUCCAACGCACUGCACAGGGCAAAGAGCUCAAAUCUGCAUGACAGCCCUGAGAGUCUGAAUGCGUGCAGCAACACUGAUGGGAAGGCACGCCCACUAGGAUCACCUCGCCUCGGCAUCGCCAGUUUGACAAAAACCUCAGACUACAGGCCUCCAUCCUCUCCGUCCCAGCGGUGUAAAGUUUACACACAAAAAGGUGUGAUGCCGGCAACACCCCCUCUGUCCUCGCACACUCUGGCUCAGGAAGGCCAGCAGAUCACAGAGGCGCUGACAUCAGACAACAGUUUGGCUGCAGACAGCGGUCGGUCCUCCACUGAGUCUGUGCUGUCCAGGACUUCUCCUGUGGGCAUGAGCCCACAAAUCAAAGAGCCGACUCCAUCUAUGUCUGCCAGCCUGGGCUCAGCAGAGACUCUCUGUGACGAUGAUGUCCCCCCCAUUCCAUUGGAUACACACAGGGAUGCCUGCGGGCCGGCUGUAGCUGUAGCUACAGUUGGACCUCUCUCACAUGUGGAGGAUGAGCUGGUUUACACUGUGGCCUCUGGAGGUGAGGAGAACCUCAGCAUAACAGCUCUCAUGGAGUCUCAGGGUCUGACCUGUGGUCCAAUGAGCAUUGUCAGCUUCAACAGCAACUGCUGCUCUGUCACAGACCUGGCCUCAGGCUCCGAGGCUGUCUGCAUCAUCAGUGGGGCUGCAGAGGACGGAGCUGUGAGGGAUUAUCACAUGCCUGCAGGUCCUGUGACAACCUCAGGGGUUACAGAGGUUGUUGCCAUGGCAGAGGUGGCGAUGGCUAAGCUGCGAAUAGAAGGUGAGGCCCUAGCAUCAGUGAUGUCCGGCUGUGGCUCACCCAUCUCUUCCUGGAUGAGUGAUCUGAGCAUGUGCAGUGAAGGCGACCAGUCUCUACACAGCUUCAGUCAGUCUCAGAGCCAGCAAGGGGAGGCCCUUGCUGAACCUGAACCCAACCUUUCGUUCGGGGUGGAGGGGCUUGGACUUUAUGACGGCUGUGGCAGCCCAAGGAGAGGAAGUGUGGAAGGAGAGGUGGUGCUGUCAGAAACCGGAAGUGACAAAGGAACUCCAACCAAAGACAGGCUGAGGAAAAUGCCUCCAUCCAUGGCUAAGACUAACAUCCAGAUUCUAACAGGACCUGGUAACCUGUCUCCCUUCAAAACCACCAUCAGUGUGCACCCAUGUGUGGUGGUCAAACCCAUGCUUAUACAGGAACCAACCAGCCUCUCUUCUCCCACAAAGACCAGCUUAAUAAAAGACCAUGGCAAAUUUAACACAACACAUUUAGCUUCUAUUUCCAGUGAGAUGAGCUUUGAAGAUCCCUGGUUGAAGCGUGGUGGGGAGGAGGUAAAGUCUAAGGAGUUUGUGUGUGAGGUGAAGCCCGGGAAGAGGGAGUCGGAGCAGCCAAAGAGCCAGAAUGGAGGUGUGAUGGGGGACCAGCGGAGCUUCUGCAGAGAAGGUGGGGAUCACGGCAGCUCCAGUUCAGGGGGGGAGGUUGUGUCGUCUCCAGAUUCCUUUAAGCGAGUAGUAGACGGCUGUGAGAUGGUGGCUGUUGUUGCCCAGGGAGACUGCCUGACUAGUAUCUACAGCCCAGAUAUCCAUCGCACUGCCAGUCUACCCCGCGGCUGGCACCGUAUCAACCGCCACGACGGCUUAGACAAUGGAAAUGAGUACCGUAAUCUUGGCGUCACAACUUCAACUCCCUGCAGUCCCCGCGCCACACUCGAUCGCCGCGGAUCAACAGGCAAACAGGGUUUCUUCUCCAACAAGAAGGGGGGAAUCCCACCUCUGCCGCCCGUACGGAAGUCCAGCCUGGACCAGAGAAACAGAGCAGCCAGCCCUCUCCACCAGCUCAACCACGGAGUAUCAUCACUGAGCUCAACAGAUGAUGCUGGGGUGUCUGGAUGUGGCCCUGCAGGUGUCACCAGACAACAAGGCUCCAACAUCGACAGCAGCAGACUUUUCAGCGCCAAGUUGGAACAGCUUGCAAACAGGACCAACUCUCUGGGUCGGGUCCACAACUCCAACAGCGGUUCCCACCACUAUGACUGCUUUUCUCUGGAGAGGGGGGGCAGCCUGAGAGGAGGAGGUGGAGGAGGAGUGAGGGGGGACAGCACUAUGCCUCGUACGGGGCGCAGCCUGACACGUGCUGGAUCAGUCUCUUCUCCUACUGGAAACCCCAGCAGCCCCACUUUAAGUGCCAGUCCUGGUCUAAGCAGUGCUCCACAGUCACCCGCCAAAACCAGCAGCCAGUCAAAAAUUUCAGCAGUCAGUAAGCUGCUGAUGACCAGCAGCCCCAAAGCCAGGAGCCUGUCUACCUCCAGCACCAAGACCCUCAGCUUCUCCACUAAGUCUUUGAGCCAAGCUGCCAGCCGCAGCUCCAGCCUCCCUCCAAAUGGAAAGCCCCAGAGUUCAGUCCAGGGCCCGGUGCAGCAGCAGCAGCAGCAGCAGCAGGGACCCGCCCCGGGAUCCUGGUCUACCCAGUCUUUAAGCCGCAGUCGAGGGGGAAGCCUGGCUGCCAAGUUGCCUCUCAGGGCUGUAAACGGUCGGAUCUCAGAGCUCCUCCAGGGAAGUGCAGGCCCCCGUUCCAGGAGUCAUGCCCAAGGAGGAGGCACGGAUCCAGGAGAGGAAAGAGGAACUGGAGGAGCAAGUGGAGGGGGAGCAGCACCAGGAAGUGGAGGUGGAGGAAGUCAGGUGGAGGAGAGAGCAACAGUGGUCCAAACGCUUCCCUCUCCCUACAGCAAGAUCACAGCUCCCAGAAAACCACACCGCUGCAGCAGCGGACAUGCCAGUGACAACAGCAGCGUACUGAGUGGCGAGCUCCCCCCUGCCAUGGGAAAAACAGCCUUGUUUUACCACAGUGGAGGCAGCAGCGGCUAUGAGAGCAUGCUGAGAGACAGCAGCGAGAACACAGGAAGUACCUCCUCCGCUCAGGACUCCCUCAGUGAGCACAGCUCAGCCACCACCUCCUCCAGACGGAGCUCCAAGAGCAGCAAGAAGAGCAGGAGCAACACAGGCCUACAGCGUCGCCGUCUGAUCCCAGCACUGACCUUGGACUCUUCAUCCUCCUCACCUUCUCACCGUUCCUCCAAACAGACCAUCACGUCCUCUUCUUCCUCCUCCUCCAGCCCAGGUGCAUGCUGGGUAGAUGGCCCACUGGGGCCGCCAACUCCUUCAAGUCUCCGUGCUGCAACUGCAACGACAGAAACCUUUGAGAUCAAGGUGUACGAGAUAGACGACGUCGAAAGAAUGCAGAAGAGAAGAGACAAAGGCGGGAGUAAGGAGGUGGUGUAUGUCAGCGCCAAGCUCCGUGUGCUGGAAAACCGUCAGCAGAGGAUCAGCGAAGUGCGAGCAAAGUACCAGUGUCUGAAGAAGGAGCUGGAGCAGACCAAACAGUACCUGAUGCUUGAGCCACACAAGUGGACCACUGAAUUUGAUCUACAGCAGGUCUAUGAAGUGGACUCUAUGGAGUAUUUGGAGGCUCUGGAGACGGUGACAGACAAACUGGAAACCAGAGUCAACUUCUGCAAAGCUCACCUCAUGAUGAUCACCUGCUUCGACGUGUCCUCCAGACAUCGGUAGAAGAUGAGGGGACGGAGUGAUGGAGGACAGAGAGAUGUCGAUUGGAUGUCGACAUUGUAACACUUUCCCCCCCUUUGUAUUCCAACACCUUUCCAAAAUAUCCUCUAAAAGACACAUCUCAUUGGACGAAUGAAUAGUUGGAAGAAGGGACAAAAGGAUGGAGUGACCAGUUGAUCCUGCAUGGCAUCCUGAUGUUUCCUUCAAGUGUAAGUAGACCGAGGGACAGACGGAGAGAUGGAGGUACAUGAAGGGAGAUAUAUAACAGAUGAUACUUCAGAUUUUUUGUAGUAAACAACCUCAGAGACAGACAGUGAAGAACAUCUUAUGGACGAGUUACUUUGAUUAUUGAUAAACAUGGCUGUCCAGAGGGACAGACAGAUGGUUCUGCUUCUGUAAACAAACUUCAGAAGUGAACAGAGAAGGGAUUCAUUAGACUGAUGAGACACCCUGAAGACUGAGCCGAACAUUUAGGAAUGUAUGGAGAGGAAAGGAGCUGAGCAGGAAAGAAAAACUGCCAUUUUUAAAAAAAAAAGAAAACUGAUAAAGAAGAGGUGAAGAUGAGGAGAGGAACAACUUCUCUCUCCUCCGGGAAUUUACAAGAGUACUUUUUGGAGUUUCAAAGUUGAGAGUUAUUGCCUGUAAAGACAAAGUGCUGACUACACAACGGCCUGGUAUUGUUGGCAGUUGAUAAAAGAGACGGACCAAGGGGAAGACUGGAGGACAAAGAAAUAUGAUUUAAGAUAAGUGCCUUGUGAACAUCUCAACAAUACCCAGAGCAGUUCCCUUCUCUCUGAAAAUGAGUACAUGCAGUAAGUACGGUGCUAGCAUAGAAGAAAUAACCACAAUUGUUCAGUGUCAUUGGGAAAUCUUUGAGCUUAUAGCCAUUUCUAAAUGUGAUGUUUAAUUGUGGGUCCAUGUUUUGCUAUAUCAUAGACUAACAAAUACUGAGAGUUAGAAUGCUCUCUGGUCCAGUGAUGAGGGUGGAGAUUCAAUUUGAACUUAAUCCCUGACUGAAAGGCCUGAACAAGACCCGCACACCAAAUCCUCUUUCAAACUAAUGCAAGGACCUAAAGUUGAAUACGAUCAUCUUUUGCCCAAGAUGUGUGUGUUUAACAAAGGAAUAAAACAAUUACGCUAGUUUAUUGUGGUGUUUUUUCCCCCUACGUGGCUUCUAAUAUUUGAUCCUCUGGGGAAUAACUACGGGGGUCAUUUCCCCCUGAUACUGAUGUGAUGGCUUUUUCAUGUUCACAAAGCAAUGAGACAUCUGAGUCAUAUAUCAGUGAAAAAGUGUUUUUUUCUCUGAUCCAGCGUGAAGUCCAUCCAUCGAUUGACUGCCCGUCAGACUGACUAUCUGUUGUUUGUAUCUGUGUUGUUCUGCUCUAUUCUAAAAGAAGCUGAAUGAUUUGUCAACGUGUGUGUUUUAUAAUAAAGUAUCAUUUUUUAUGUGAGUGCAAUGGGACCAUGUAGAGACUGAAUGAUGGCGCGAUAUUUAAGAGUAAAGAGGACAAAGGUGCAGUAUUGGUCUAUUGAUAUACAGUUGUUUUACUUUAAGGCCUGUAUAUUAGAAACAAAGUAGAGAAUUAAGACUGAAUUUCUGGCUGUGGACAUCAAUUGUGGUUAAAAAUAAGCUGUAUAAAAAGUUCCAGUAUUGUUCUCUAUUUAAAAAAAAACAGAAAAUUAAAAGAUACGACUAAAAAUAUGUAUAAAAGAGAAACGGAAGAGCGCUGAUGAAAGAAAAGGAUGAUGACCAAAUUAGACGAUCUCUGCCUGGUUCCAUUUUUUGGGGGGAAGGACAGCAACUAUUACGAUUUGUUGAUAUUAUUAUCUAUGGUGCUUGAGAUGUUUAAGAUCUAAAUGUUUGUACAAAUAUAUAAAUAUAUGAAAGAGCCUGUUUCCCUCUAAAAGACAGAACAAUACCUUCAGAAUGCUUCUUCUUCUUCAUCAUCGUCGUCAUCACAUUUGUUUUAAACGUCAUCACUGCCCUCUUUUCUUAAUGCCUUUUAACCCAGCAAGCAGAGAGCAUUCUGGGAGAUUGUGUAGGUUAAAAAGGAGGAAUAGGCACUGACAGACUUCAUAGGAAUGGAAAUACUAAAUACUGGUAUGAGUUGUCAAAAGCAUCUUGAUCCUUAUAAAAAACAAACUUGUCAUUUCUUGUACACUACACUGACUUAGAAAUAGGAAUGACUUCAAAUGUUUGGAUCAUCUCUCUGCUGUGUACAGAGGUAUCAGUCAUCUAUCAUCAGUGACAGCUAUGGGAUGAUCCGGUGGGAAAGCUUAGAUGCUUUUGACAGACUGGACCCAUGAAGCGUUUCCACAGGAGGGGAGGAGGUAGCCGCACCGCUUCUCUAAUGGUCUCCGUUCACCGUGCCAGUCAUGAAUGAAGGUUUAUUUAUUUGAGCUCAGGAGAGCAGAGUCGCUUAGUAAUGUCCUUAUUUAUUUACACCUUAUGAUCUUAAGAGUUACUAUGCAUUUAAGUGAAAAAAAAGUGACUGUACAGCUCAUGUCAUAUAUAAAUAUAUAUACUGUACACAUAUCAUAUUUACGCUCAUUUUUAUUUUAUAUAUUUUCUCUUGGUUUCGUUUGCUCCUGUUGUUCCUGUUGGAGAUUGUCAAGGGUUUGGGUUUCGUAAAACAUUAACACCUAGGUUAGUUACCAGCACUACAGCUAAAUACUGACCUUACAGAGGACUUUUCAAGUGACACUGUCAAGUAUUUAUUCUGCAGUAUUAUCUCCAGGCUUUAUGAAGUAUCGGAUGUUUUGGGAACCCAAACCUCAGGAUGAGCUAAAAGUUUGUGUCCAGAUUUGAGAUGCUAUGUGUGAGGUUUUUGUCCCCUGAUGUGUCACUGCCAAAUUGACUGUGGUAGCACUUUAUGAUUCUAGUACGAGUAAGUGACAAAAACAUGACAUUUUCUUGACCCAAAUUGUUUAUGCUGAUCAAAUGCUCUAUAUAGGGCAAAGACUAUUUUACAGGUAAAGUGGCUCCUCUUAUUAGAGACAAAAGUGGUAAAAAUAUUGUGAGGUGAUUUGGAAAAAAUCCUUCACCGAAUGGUGUUUGUUGUACCAAUAUACAAAAAAAACUCUGAUUAAAUCUUUUUUUUUGCAGAAAUUGUAAUGUGUUUUAUCUACAAAUCUGACACAUAGCAUCCUCAAGUUCUCUUGGGUUGAAUUGAAGGUCAGACCACAUUUCAUUGUGUCAGUAGAAGUGUGGUCUGAUACUACGUGUUGAUGGAAGAGCAAGAAGGAGGGAUGUAAAUAAAGAAAUGUAUUGAAAGAAA